AGUGAUUCUUACUUGUAGGUUGAUAUUUUAACAGUUUUUAAUGACCAGCAUCCGGUUGUAGAUCUUCCUCCCCGGGGGGGUUUCCACAUUUUUGCGAGCAUAUGAUAAGCACUGGGUAUAAGUAGGUGUGGGUCAAAUACCCGGUACAUCCUUUAUCCAAGAUGGAGACUUUCGCAGGGAAAAAAGAUAAAAUCCGACGUGAAAAUUACACGACAAUUCUUCUUUCGGCGACAAUGACAACCGUUACACAUCCUAUACACAUGACUAAAGUUCUGAUUCAGGUUGGAUUUGAACCAGUUGAUCCAGUACCAUUUAGAACAUUUUUUGGGAAAGAUAUGUAUAAACUUCCUAACUUCUUUACUUAUUCAUCACUUAUCUUCAAAAGAGAUGGUAUAUUUGGACUGUUUCGAGGAGUAACUCCAAGAAUAUUCUCAUCUGUUAUUAGUUGUGCUAUCAAUAAUUCAUUAUUAGAGAAAUUCCAUUCCUUCAAUGAAAAGAACAAUGCAAACAAGCCAUCACAACCAGAAAUGUCUUUUGAAGAUUUUGCAAAAGAGACAUGCUAUCAAACUGUCUCUCGGGCAACAUCAACUAUCAUCACUUAUCCAUUUCAAGUUGUGUCAUUGAGAAUGAUAAUCCAGUUUGUAGGAAGAGAAACAAGAUAUCAUGGAACAUUCCAUUCACUUCGUGAAAUUUACAAAGAAGAAGGAUUUUCUGGCCUUUUUGCGGGGCUUGUGCCUCAGUUGAUUGGAGAUUUAUUGACUUUGUGGUUCUUCCGAACUUUAACGUUUGCUGUAAACAAAGCUGUUACCUCAGAGAUUGGUGAUUACAAAGAUCUGAAAGUUUACACACAACAAGCCUCGCAAAUUAUUGUCAGCUCUGUGACCUACCCAUUUACGCUUGUUUCCAACCUCAUGGCAGUUAGCAACUCAAGUUUAUAUGGCUGUAGCGAAAUACCUGCUUUUGAAAAUUGGAACCAAUGUUGGCGAAUAUUGUCUCAAAAUAAUAUUUUGUGGAGAGGAUCAAGUAUAUUCCGAAGAACAUCACCAAGUGCCAUCCCUGGACCAUUGACAUUGAGAAAAAUCAUUUAAUUGCCAGUUCUCCUUGUUUACCGUUAUGACUCAUCGUCAAAGUACGAAGAUCCAAAAAAAACUUAUAGGCCAAAAUCUUCGAAAUGAUAUAGAUUCUCACAAAUAAAUAUAAUUACAGAUUGUGAAAA
Messenger RNA from Xenia sp. Carnegie-2017, 1216 nucleotides. RefSeq names its product mitochondrial carrier homolog 2-like. The coding region runs from base 162 to 1088 and encodes 308 amino acids. The record is from RefSeq and is a predicted model, not a curated record. The transcript is spliced from 14 exons. Lineage: Eukaryota; Metazoa; Cnidaria; Anthozoa; Malacalcyonacea; Xeniidae.